CCCCCCCCCCCCCCCGCGUGUGUUUAAUCUAUUUGCAUACUUUCCUUCUGUUUCCCGCCGACUCUAAACGCCCUGAGCUGAUAAUCGACCGGAUAACAAUGCGAACUGCGAUUAUGCAUAGGCCCAAAAGGCCUCAAAAAUUACCAACAACAUAAAUCUGAGUCCUAAAAACUUUAUUCACAUCUCAUAAAAAACAAUAAGAUAUACUUGAAUCGACGGAGCGUCGCGCGUCGGUGUGGCGGAAAAAACAACGACGCAACGAUAACGAGGACGACGUAGACGUCACGUCGCACGUGCGGUACCCGGCGAUACAUCGCGGGGGCGACGCUUUAAUCGCUCAAAAAGAAAGAAAAUCAUGCGUCUCCUGACGGCGGCAAACGCCGAUAUCAUUCCCGCACGCAGCAUCACCGAGGAUGUAUCGUUGGACAGCGAUGUUGGCUCGCGCGGAUCCGAGAAGUGCGGCGGCAGCAGCAGCAGCAGCAACAGCAGCAGCAGCAGCUGCAACAACAGCAACGGCAACAGCAACGGUUGCAAUAGCGGAAUCCGCGACGGCGUCGGCUACGCCAGCGGCCACGACCGCGGUCAAUGGUACAACGAUAGCGACAGCAGCGAUAACGGCUACGCUUUCUGGGAAUGUACGUCUUCUAUCCAGCGGACGAGCUCCUGCGUAUCUAUGAAAAUCCGAUUCGGGAGUCCGUGUCAUUGACUGUCAACGACGCAGCCGUAAACGGUGAUUACGAGGAGAUAAAUCA
Trachymyrmex cornetzi is the source of this 752-nucleotide messenger RNA. RefSeq lists its product as uncharacterized. The transcript has 3 exons. The record is from RefSeq and is a predicted model, not a curated record. Bases 356 to 706 code for a protein of 116 amino acids. Lineage: Eukaryota; Metazoa; Arthropoda; Insecta; Hymenoptera; Formicidae.